Molecule: messenger RNA, 2048 nt
Organism: Ficedula albicollis (Collared flycatcher)
Lineage: Eukaryota; Metazoa; Chordata; Aves; Passeriformes; Muscicapidae
Gene: SHISA5
Product: shisa family member 5
Exons: 7
Coding region: 36-824 (262 amino acids)
Biological process (GO): positive regulation of canonical NF-kappaB signal transduction
Cellular component (GO): endoplasmic reticulum
Source: RefSeq, a predicted model, not a curated record
CCCCUCCCUGCGCUCCCCCGGGCGCGGCUGCCCUCAUGGCGCUGUGUCGAGGCGUGCUGGGCAUCUGCCUCUUCCUCCUGCUCCUGCUGCCGGCGGCCGUUUUGGGUGAGGAUUGUCCGGCAUAUACUGGCUAUUUUGGCGAAGUACAACUUGCACAACCCUGUCCUGAUUUCUGCUGUGGAACUUGUCUGGAUCGAUACUGCUGCUCUAAUGUAUUACUAAAAUUUGAUGAACAAAAACUCCAGUGCAAUCAGCUUAAUGAAAGGGUGCCUGACGUAGAAGACCCUGUGGAAGCUUUAGAGAAGAUCGGAGAGAGACUGAGGAAUAUUCGUGAAUCGCAAUCCAACAGCUGGAUGCCUGAGUCACAGAUUUUUCAGGAUCCUGAUGAUCUCUUUGAUUCUCCUAGCCCCAGUUUUGGAGGCCUUAUUGCCAUUGGAGUUACUGUUUUUGCAGUGAUUAUCAUUACUAUUAUUCUCUGCCUCACCUGUUCCUGUUGCUGUCUGUACAAAACAUGUCGAAGACCACGGCCUGUGGUGACCACCACUGCCACCACGACAGUGGUUCACUCUGCCUAUCCCCAGCAGCCAGCAGUGCCACCCAGCUACCCAGCAGCUCCAUACCAAGGCUACCAGCCCGUGGCUGUCCAGCCCCAGCCAGGGAUGCCAGUGGCUCCAUACCCUGCACAGUACCCUCCCCCUUACCCCAUGCAGCCAGCAGGACCCCCGGCUUACCAUGAAACUGUGGCAGCUGGUGCUGGAGCCCCUUACCCCACCCAGCCUCCUUACAACCCUGCUUACAUGGAUCCUCAGAAGCCCACCUAUUGAAAAGCUCUUCUACCCUGCUUCUGCAUACAAAAAUUGUCCAAAUGUAAUUUGUUCUGUUUACACCAUGCACCUGUACUCUAUUUUUCUGGAAGACAACAAUAUUUUGUCUAAGAGUGAAAAUCAAUUCAGUAAUUUUUUUUUACUGCUCCAAGGAAGGAGUAUUUUUUUGCAGAAGUUAAUUUAUACCUCAAGCAAAUACAAAAAGAGUUUUUGCUUUAGAUACAGUGGGAGAAGCGUGAAGGAGUAUUCAGAAGUACAGAACCACAAUACCAUUUUCUGUGCAAUAAUUUUGAGAGGAAUGGUCUAAUAUGAGCAUUGUCAAAUACCCAAAGCUGUAGCAAUCUUUUGCACAGUAUUAAAAUAUAAAAUCUUAACUUCUAAGAAACUACCUGAUACGUGUUAUGUAAGUUCUGCCUGUUCUGAAGCUUAUAUUGUUAGGUAAGCUAUCAUUUAAUACAUUUCAUUUACCAUUUAAAAGGGAAUUUUCCUUUCUUGCAGCACAUUUACCUUUGGUAAGGGGUAGUAAACCAUGUCUGAUUGCCUUUGCCUUUGAGCUAGUUCUAAAUAGCACGAGUUGGUUAUUUCCUUGUUUUCUGUCCCAAUUUUAAGUUUUAUAAACUGUGCCUCCACUGAGUGUUAGCUAGAAAAUAACUCUCUGCCACUUAAUGGACCAAAUAGAUCAAAAGCUGAAACCCUGAAAAUUCUUCAUAAAAAUUAUUGGAUGAGUAUUUCUUGUUCAGGUGAUAUUGGAUAAGCUUACUUCAGCCAUCUGUUGUUUAUGGGUUUGGAAUUAAAAUCAGCCCCUUAAUCACAUGUUAAGCAGAGCUACCUUGGCAGCAUUCAGUCCUGCCUCAUCACAGAGAAGGAAUUGAUUUUACAGGAGAGAUGGAAUAUCAGCAGACGAUUGGGGUUUUCAAAUAUGGGUUUUUCCACUGUCUCUAGUGGGAGCUGUAGAUGGCAGGAGCCUAAGAAUUACAGACCUUUAUAAAUCCAGGCUGCAUUGGAGUAACAGUUUGCUGGGUGAGAGGCCACAGUGGGCAUUAAACCUCCCUUUUGUCUUCAACAUUCCCAUAAAGCUGAGCAGAGAAUGAGAAGUCAGGGAAAGGAAGGAUUUGGUCACAACCAGGUAGUGUAUUUUUAAGAAGGUAAUGCUGUCAGUCAUGAAACAUCUUGAGAUGUCCUUAUGACUGUUACCACUGUUGGGGCUUUAGGCUUUAUGAAUCU